Daucus carota subsp. sativus is the source of this 1970-nucleotide messenger RNA. RefSeq names its product 3-ketoacyl-CoA synthase 10. Bases 150 to 1718 code for a protein of 522 amino acids. Gene Ontology annotation, biological process: fatty acid biosynthetic process. Gene Ontology annotation, molecular function: acyltransferase activity, transferring groups other than amino-acyl groups. The record is from RefSeq and is a predicted model, not a curated record. The transcript is spliced from 3 exons. NCBI's taxonomy places the organism in Eukaryota, Viridiplantae, Streptophyta, Magnoliopsida, Apiales, Apiaceae. Gene Ontology annotation, cellular component: membrane.
UACCUUGUAUAAUGGAGGGAGUACAUGCAUGUCUGUAUAAAUAGAUGGAAUGUGGAGCAUGGUAGCCUACCUUAGUUACACAUAAAAUAAAUACUAAUUAUAUUACAAGAGGGAAAAAAUAAUUUAAUCGUGUGCAUGAAAAAUUUGUUAUGGCAGCAGAACAGGAGCUUCUGUCGACGGAGAUUGUGAACCGGGGGAUCGAGUCCUCCGGGCCUGAUGCCGGCUCGAUGACAUUCUCCGUGCGGGUUCGACGACGGCUCCCGGACUUCUUACAGUCCGUGAAGUUGAAGUACGUGAGACUAGGUUAUCAUUACCUUAUAAAUCAUGGUAUUUAUCUAGCGACAAUUCCUGUUCUUGUACUUGUGUUCGGAGCCGAGGUGGGGAGUCUUACUAGGGAAGAAAUGUGGAGCAAGAUUUGGAACAUUACGGCUCUUUAUGAUCUUGCCACGAUUCUUGCUUUCUUCGGUGUUUUUGUUUUUACGCUGUCGGUUUACUUCAUGUCGCGCCCUCGCUCUAUUUAUCUUCUUGAUUUCGCUUGUUAUAAGCCCCAGGAUGACCUCAAGGUCUCAAAGCAUCAGUUCAUUGAACUAGCGCGUAAUUCUGGGAAAUUCGACGAAGCCAGCAUUGAAUUCCAGAAGAAAAUCCUGCAUUCAUCAGGAAUUGGCGACGAGACAUAUGUGCCAAAGGCCAUAAUGUCAUCGGAGAAUUGUGCCACGAUGAAAGAAGGAAGAGCUGAGGCUUCAACGGUGAUUUUUGGGGCACUCGACGAGCUCUUCGAAAAGACCGGAAUAAGGCCAAAGGAUGUCGGGAUCCUGGUGGUGAACUGCAGUAUUUUUAACCCGACGCCAUCACUGUCGGCUAUGGUCAUAAACCACUACAAAAUGAGGGGAAACAUCCUGAGCUUUAAUCUUGGAGGAAUGGGCUGUAGCGCUGGGAUCAUCGCCUUGGACUUGGCACGCGACAUGUUACAAGCCAAUCCGAAUAACUAUGCUGUGGUGGUGAGUACUGAGAUGGUGGGAUACAAUUGGUACCCCGGGAAAGACCGUUCCAUGCUCAUUCCUAAUUGCUUCUUCAGGAUGGGGUGCUCUGCAGUGCUUUUAUCUAAUCGUCGUCGUGACUUCACUAGAGCAAAGUACAGACUUGAGCAUAUUGUCCGCACUCACAAAGGGGCAGAUGAUCGCAGCUUCAGGAGUGUUUAUCAAGAAGAAGAUGAUCAACGAAACAAGGGACUAAGGAUCAGCAGAGAUAUAGUGGAGAUCGGGGCAGAAGCAAUCAAAACAAACAUCACGACUCUCGGUCCCCUGGUGCUGCCUGUUUCAGAGCAGCUACUCUUCUUCGCAACACUAGUGAGAAAGUACUUAUUCAAAGGCGGAUCAGGCACCAAAUCAGAAUCAUCCAAGCCCUACAUUCCAGACUACAAGCUCGCCUUCGAGCACUUCUGCAUGCACGCAGCAAGCAAGACAGUGCUGGAUGAGCUACAGAGGAACCUGGAGCUCAGUGAAAAGAACAUGGAGCCUUCAAGGAUGACAUUGUAUCGCUUCGGGAACACCUCAAGCAGCAGCAUUUGGUAUGAGCUCGCGUAUCUGGAAGCAAAUGAACGCGUUAGGAGAGGCGACAGAAUCUGGCAGCUGGCUUAUGGAUCAGGAUUUAAGUGCAACAGUGCUGUCUGGAAAUCAAUGCGCCGCAUCAGGAAGCCUUCGAGGAAUCCUUGGCUUUAAUCAAAUGCCUGAAACUGCAGCUAAGGAACUCAGAUUAUGAAGGCUAGAAGACUUAAAUUUGGAUGAAGUUUGUACUUUCUACUUGGAUAAACUACUAUCCAAGAUCUGGUAACUCAUUAUUUACAAGAUUUGUGAGCAGUGAUAGCAUAUUGGUGUGACCAUGUAAACGUGCUAUUCUUAAUUUAUCAACCGUAUAUAUAAUAAAUAAUAUCGGUGGAUGACAACUUCUGCUGGUAUCCGAAAUUCUAUAUA